Messenger RNA from Colossoma macropomum (tambaqui), 6566 nucleotides. RefSeq names its product mitogen-activated protein kinase kinase kinase 3 (gene map3k3). Bases 1547 to 3409 code for a protein of 620 amino acids. The transcript is spliced from 18 exons. NCBI's taxonomy places the organism in Eukaryota, Metazoa, Chordata, Actinopteri, Characiformes, Serrasalmidae. Gene Ontology annotation, molecular function: ATP binding; protein kinase activity; protein binding. Gene Ontology annotation, biological process: protein phosphorylation. The record is from RefSeq and is a predicted model, not a curated record.
GUUAACGAGUCGAACAUAGGUAGUAACGACAUUAGUGCUACUUAAGAUGCAUGAAAUGGAUGUUAGUGGAGAGUAUGCGGUGUCAAUCUGCCUAAUGCCGACUACUAAACGCACUGGACAACUCUAAUGUACAUUUUCGUCGGGAUUUUCUUUAAACUUUUCUGUCGUUUUUUGAAGGAAGCAAACAUUUGGGUUCCGGUGACGAAUCGCUCUUUUUCUGUCAGGAAACUCGCAGCGUUAAAGAUUCAGUUUCAGGCUUUGGUGCCUUAAAAACACGUAAUAUUCGCGGGCCUUAAGGUUAAAAUAGUUGUUUUUGUGCAACAGAAGGUUGUGUAGCCUGAGAAAGACGCAUUUUGUGUUGCUUUUCUGAGUUUUUUGCCGUGUAAAGCCACCGCCACACAGCAACGGAAAGGAGAUUUGGCUAAUCGAGCUUCAACUAACAUUAGCCGUUGGAUGCGGCUACGUGGGUUAACUCAUUUUGUCAAAAAACAACGAAAAGGUGGACGUUUUCCGGUCAUUUAUUCCUUUUUAGCACUUAUAAAGACUUAAGCUAUUUUUGCACCUGCAUACGAGCAAAGUUAUCAUCAUUUAUCACCCAAAAAUAACAGUUAUAGAGCUUCUAGUCGCGAUGUGUUAAGUUUUCCGUAACGGUUUUUUUGUUGUUGACGUUACUUCGUCAGCCUACAGGAUCGGAGCUAACGGACUUUUCUCUGUGUAACUGAGGAAAAAGAGGACAGAAUUCCUGCUGAAGUGAACUGGCCCUAACGGACGGAGCAAGGGAGCAAAAAUCUGCAAACUUAGCAGGAAAAGAAGCCAUCAGACUCACGGAAAUCGCUUCGUCUCCCUUUCCCUCCCCUCCUCUCUAACUGAGGUUCAGUUUCAAAUGGAUUUUUACACAAAAGCUGCAGCAUCAGCCGUUGGCUUCGUGAUUCAUUGCUGAUUCCUGUUUACUACAUGCGGGAUGUAACGGCAUGCCUUCUGCUAUCAACACUUUUCUGCACAAUAUACAGUUUGAAAGUUGAAGAGUGAGAGAUUUAGCAGCAGCGGACCUAAAUGUGAGUUUGUGCACAGCUACAAUGAGAAGACGACGGCGGCUUCCGUGCUUCAUCAAAGUGCUGGACCUAGCGCGUGUAGCUGGAGAAGCUUCCUUUACUGUCACAUCAUGAAAUGACAGUGGGCCUCUAGGAAAGACCACAACUGUCCACUUCUGCUUUCUUUUUUUGGACUUAAUCUCUCUCCAUGGUGGUGCGGGACGCUUUGGGCCUAAGUGGCUGCCCCCAGGGGCCCAAGCCCCGGGCAGCAUUUUAGCGAUGGCCCAGUCGCUUUGCCUACUUUACUCCAGGUGCAGAGAAGCUGGAUUUCUGGGGACAGCAUUGCUGAACUAAGGCAGUUUCCAGUUCUUGAUACUUUUUUUGAGAAGCUCAAGGCAAAAAGCCAAGGAGGGAACACUGCACUGCCAAUUCAGGCUAUUGAUGGGUGGUGCUAGAAGACCAAGUGUGUGAAGACUCCAGAUCUGAACCAGAAAAGGGAAGCACACACCGCAAAAAUGAAUGAGAGACAGGCUCUCCAUUCUAUAAUGAAGGACCUGGUGGCCCUGCAGAUGACCAGGCGGCAGCCCAUGUCGACUUACGACACGGCCAAAGCCAAGCCUGUUAACACUGCCAGCACGACCAACAGACAGGAUGACGUCAGAAUUAAGUUUGAGUUCAGUGGAGAGAGAAGGAUACUUAUGUUUGGUCGGCCUGUGCAGUUUGAGGAAGUCCAGCAAAAGGUCAAGACUGCCUUUGGACAGCAGCUAGACCUGCACUAUAUUAAUAAUGAGAUGUCCAUUCCUCUACGAGGUCAGGAUGACUUGGACAAGGCCAUUGACCUUCUGGACCGCAGCUCUAACAUGAAGAGCAUAAAGAUCCUGCUAAUGACUCAGGAGCACAGUAAUGUGUCUUCACCGUCUCAUCACACUGGAUGUAAGCAGGUUCGAAUCAAAGCAUCUCAGUCAACAGGGGAUGUGAGCACGGGUUAUCAGUCUUCAGAGCCCCGGGGACGCCACCCAUCCACAAGCUCACAGAAUACUGGGCGGAGCUCUCCACCCCCUGGUUACGUUCCGGAGCGUCAGCAGCGAAUUGCGCGCCAGGGAUCCUACACCAGCAUUAACAGUGAGGGAGAGUUCAUACCUGAGACCAGCGACCAGUUAGUCCUUGAUCCAUGGAGCAGUGCAGAGAACUCAGUGUCUGGGAGCUGCCAGUCACUUGAUAGCAACUCAGACAGUCCCUCACUCAGAAAGUCUCGCAUGCACAGGGCCAGGAGUUAUCCUGACAACAGGCAGGACUGCGCAGACCGGGAAAACCAUGUAUAUGACAAGGUUGUUGGAAAAGGAGGAACGUACCCACGGAGAUACCACGUCUCCCUGCAUCACAAAGACCUCAGUGAGGGUCGGCGCACAUUUCCAAGGAUACGCCGCCCCCAGGGGAACCUGUUCACACUAGUGCCGUCCCGCCGAUCACUCAAUGGCAGCGAGGAAAGUCUAGGCACCUGGCAGCUGGUGGAUACUCAGUCCAGGCUUCGCCCACAGGACCGCCCAGUUCCACACAAGUCCCCCACGGCACCAGUGACAUGGCGGAGGGGGAAACUGUUGGGGCAGGGAGCAUUCGGUAGAGUUUAUCUCUGCUAUGACGUUGACACAGGCCGGGAACUGGCUGCCAAACAGGUCCAGUUUGACCCAGCAAGCCCUGAGACCAGCAAGGAGGUCAGCACUCUGGAGUGUGAGAUUCAGCUGUUAAAGAAUCUUCAUCACGAGCGCAUUGUGCAGUACUACGGUUGCCUUAGAGACCACAACGAAAAGACCCUCACUAUCUUCAUGGAGUACAUGCCUGGGGGUUCCGUCAAAGACCAGCUGAAGGCCUAUGGGGCCCUGACUGAGAAUGUGACGCGCAAAUACACCAGACAGAUCCUGGAGGGCAUGUCCUACCUGCACAGCAACAUGAUUGUCCAUAGAGACAUCAAAGGUGCCAACAUCCUGAGAGAUUCUGCAGGGAAUGUGAAGCUUGGAGACUUUGGGGCCAGCAAGCGGCUGCAGACCAUCUGUAUGUCCAGUACAGGUGUCCGCUCAGUCACUGGGACGCCUUACUGGAUGAGUCCGGAGGUCAUUAGUGGGGACGGUUAUGGCCGCAAAGCCGAUGUCUGGAGCCUCGGCUGCACCGUGGUGGAAAUGCUGACGGAGAAGCCCCCUUGGGCAGAAUAUGAGGCCAUGGCGGCCAUUUUUAAAAUAGCCACUCAGCCGACUAAUCCCAUGCUGCCCUCCCAUAUCUCGGAACAGACUCGAGAUUUCAUCCGCCGCAUCUUUGUGGAGGCCAAGCUCAGGCCCAGUGCGGAGGAGUUGCUCAGACACCCCUUCUCCCAAAUCCUCUGCUGAAGAACCCACUCUGCCUAAGGCCUAAAAAAACGGACAUCUGGGCCAAGGACUCAAGUGAUGAUCACAAAGCACAACUCCAGAGGCAGUCUACACUCCAUUUUGAAUAGAAUGUGUGAACUGCCAUCAUGCAGUCAGCAGCUAACAGAUUCAGUUCUCAAAUCUGGCUGUAGAAGACAGUCUUUCAGUGCUGGCUCUAUAACAGCAGGGGGCGACAAAGGACACUUGAGUGCUGCAGCAGGCACUUUUUUCUAAGAAAUUCAACAGUAUGUAUUGACAAAAUGGUAGAUCACCUGAAUGGCUUCUUACUGGACUCUACUUUUCAAAACACCAUCUGUGCCUUCUGAAACCAAGCUGCUAAAGCUUAAACUCUUAAAUACAAGGUGAACGCUGACCCUUUGACUGUUGUGGAAAGGCACGAGGCACGAAGGCAACAAAAGAUCAUUCCCAAAGACUGGUUGUUUUUUAUAGUACAUCCAAAUUAGUUAGGUUUAGGUUUUGACUGAAGUCCUAGGAGCUCUAGGACCUGUUGUGUGACCUGAAGGCUUCUUCAUAAGCUGCCAGUGUUGUUGUAUCUGUGCCUCUGCUGGAGACGUACAGUUUUUAGGGAUGAAUUUUUAUUUCUGCAUGUUCUCUUGACUAUGCUAGUUUCAUAUGACUGUAAGAUGUGUUUCACACAUACUACCUCUGCGUGGCUUGACUUUAUUUUUGUUUUGGUGCUCAUGUUAACAGGUUACAGCAGGGAAUGCCAGUGUUAUCCACUGGUGUGGCUACAGCUUCUGCUUAGUUGGAAUGAAAGCAGUGCAGCACUGCAUCCCAGACACAUCCCAGAGGAGGCAGUUACACUGUUGAGCCUAUUUUAUCGGCAAAGUACAGUGAAAUCAGCUAUAAAAGCCAACGAAAACAAAACUCUGAACCAAAUAUUUAAAUGGUAAAACUCUAUGAUCCCUACUUAUUAUCAUAUGAACUGUAGCUGUAGCUGUAGCAGUCAUGUCACGCAGAGGUACAUGUGAAAAAGGCCUAAGGUUGAGCUCCCUCAGUCAUAGCAGCACUGGCUUAGUUGCCCAUUCAUUGAUGGAGAGGUUGAGCCAUUUGUGCCUGAUGCAUAAAACAACCUGUCCCAGCUGUGUUUCGGUUGUUAUAGCUUCUUUUUCGCCCUUUAAAGGCUGCUGUCCUUUGACUAAAUGCUCUUUGUGACAGGGUAUGUAGUUUUAGUUAGACAAUGAACUCUGUCUUCCACUUUUUCCAUAGUACCUGAGAAUUCAUACAUGCAAAGUUCUUAAGACUGAAAAAAGCAUAUUUAAUUUUGGUCAAGACUUUGCUUUGUACCCUUUUCAUAGUUAGGCUACGUUGCAUUGUGUUGGCUCCUGUAGAGGGCACCAUCUGAGUGCUUUAGAAGCAGCUACUAUAACUCAGAAUAAGCCAAAUAACACGUAAGGGCUGUAAAAAUGAUAUUUCUUGCCAGAUUAUAAACUGGUUAGAUUGGCUAAGGAGGUUUAAGGUGUUAAAAGCACAUUAGGAUUUCAAGCUGAUUAUUUUUUAAUAUUUUUUUUUCUGGUCUUCCUGAACGCCAGUCGAAAGAGAUUUAGGGAACGUCUGAUGUAUGGAAGUGUUGUGCCUUAAAGCUUGACGUGGCAGUGUUUUGAACUCCUUUGGAUCAGAUGCACUUUUGUAAAAUGAAUGUUGUUGUAUUUACCAAAUUUUUUUCAUAUUUUACCAAAUUUUUCAUAAUGUGAAAUCUCUUUUAUUUAUAUCCUAGUGCGCAGCCAUCUUUUUAUAUACACAAAUAUUCAUGUAUAAAUAUAUAUAUUUUUAUAUAUGGACUCUAGACUAUUUGAAAUAGGUUGAUGUCUUUUGGAAUAUGAAACAUGAGACGAGAUGUUAGAAACUAGAACAAAAAAAAAAACAACAAAUGAAAUCGUGUAAGCAGCUGGUUUUGCAGAGAUUUACAGCGUUUUAGUGCAUUUCGAGGUGGAAAAACGCACUCUGGCUGUCUCUGAACUGAGCAAAGCAGAAACCUGUUUGCGUGUGUAUGCAUGUUUGUGUGUCUGAGCAGUGAGAAGAAACAGAUCCUGAUUCUGUUAGUGGUUCAAGGCUGCAAGUGAUUAUUUCGAGAAUUUUUUGAUUUAUUACCAUAUCAAAUCAUUAUGCCUUCUGCAUUUUUAUUCUCACAUCAUGGCAUUGCCAUCAUUUAAAGUUGCUAUUAAUCUCAGCUAGACACCUGUAACAGUACACAUUUUGAGCUUUGAUGUGAUUUUCAAUUCUGAGAUUAAGAUUUGAUUCAAUUAGCUUUAAAAAUGUCAUGUUAACUUUAACCAAAGAUCACAGCUGCUAGAAUUUCUAAGCGACUUCAGAAAAAAUACAUAGUGGUAGCCACAUCCCCUCACAGCCCAGUUUGCAAUGAUAGGACAAACCCAAACACCUAGUCAACAGCAGUUUCCACAGAAGACAGUUAAUGAGAGUGACAGUAGAAGAGUUUUACACCAUUAACUGUUGUAUAGCCUGGUUUAGAAUGUUGAGAGAGAGAGAGAAAUGAGAGAUUUUGAGGGUUUUAGAAAGUGAUGUACCUUUUUAUUGCAUGUAGAAUGAGUUUAGUCAAUAUAAGCAUGCGGGAUUAGGUAUAAUGUGUGAAAGUGCUGAACGAUGAAGUGAAUUAGAGGUGCUGCUCAGGUAUCAGGGCAGUUAGACGCCAGAGGGCGGAGUUCCACUCAGCUUGACGACUUUGUUUAGCUCAGGGUUUGAGUGACAGGUGCCCAACAUGCGGGCACGCACACGCUCUGACCAAUCAGUGUCUGCUUUUGUUUUUCCACUUCUGCCCUUCCUUCUUUUUCUUCUGUAAAAAGGAAAGACCUCCUCCAAACGUAUCUUUUAUGAAUGGAUCAAGUGAGAUACAAUAUGGCUGCUACAUGUUUUGGGCAGCUAGAUAUUAAUAUUGAUAUCAAACUUACAGAUUCAGCCUUAGAGGAACGUCAAAGUUUUUUUUGUUUUGUUUUGUUUUUCUUAUAGUAUUUUUGUUUUGAAUUGUGAAAACCCUGGGGUAAGCAAAAGACUAUGAACCAUUAGGUUAAAUAUAUAUGAAUAUGUAUCUUGACGUGGGACUUGCAGUGCAAAGUCCAAUGUAUCAAAGUUAUUUACUUUUAAUAAAAUAACUGUAUGCCCA